Molecule: messenger RNA, 3414 nt
Organism: Trichobilharzia regenti
Lineage: Eukaryota; Metazoa; Platyhelminthes; Trematoda; Strigeidida; Schistosomatidae
Source: the annotation of a GenBank genome assembly
AUGACUGAUAGUGAGAAUAAAAGUGAACGUCCACACCAAAGAAGACAUCCUCAACUGCUUCGCCAGAUGGAACAGGAUGAAAUUACCUUUGUACAACCUAACACUAAUGAAAAGGAAUAUAGUAAUGGUAGUAGUAGCUGGAAGACUCCAAAACAGCAUGGUCCCGACAGACUUUCAUUGCAUACAGAACAUGCUACAACAAGUGAUAAACCCACGUGUUCUUCACCAAUGGAAAGUGAUAAACAACAACAGCCACCCCACAGUAACCGUCAUCAUCUUCCACCAACACAAGAUAGUCGGACUAGCAGUAGUACUGGAAGUGGAGCAACCGGGGGUACAAGUGCAGGAAGUCAAAGCAGUGGAAGUAAACAAGGCAGUGGCAGUGGGAGUAGCGGGGGUAAGCCUAGAUUGGCUGGUUCAGGUGCACUUAGUCGUGGUACACGAUGCAGUAGUAGUGCUUCAUCGUCAACUGAAGAGACUGAGGCACGUGAAAAACGCUUCGGUAGUGUAGAUCUCCAUCCUUUGCCUAGUGUUGCACUAACAGCUAUGAUGAAUCAGGCAAUGCGACGUAGUUUGUAUACUGAAUCGUCUAUUCAAAAUACUGAACAAAUUCAAUAUGCUACACUACUGGCAGCGCAUAAAAGUUAUGCAGAUUCUUCUGGUCAAAUUGAUGUACAGUUAAGUGCAGCAUCUGUCCCGCAGUCGAAAAAUGAUCUAGUCAGUCUGUUGUCACAACAAACAGCAACUCGUAAUAAUAUUAAUAAUAAUAAUAAUUCAAAUUCUCCAGAAUCAUCUGUUUCUAAUAAUACGACUGCUGGCCAGAUGGAUACACCACAGUUGAAUCAAAAUUUUCUACUGCAAUUAUUUCCACCUAACUUAUUGUCAAGAUUAAUCUGCCCUGUUCAUGCGGAUUCUUUACUUGCCCAACUAUCUCAUAGUCUUUUAAUACGAAAUAAUAAUAAUAAUGUGACAAAAAAUGAACAGAUUACUGGAAAUAUGACAUCUAUACGGACAGUGGGCGAUGAUGGUGGCGCUGGUGGUGGUGGGGAUAUCAAUGCUAACAGUAUGAGACGACAGUCAACAAACACAGCGACACCUACAACCCUACCAACAACAACAACAACAACAACAACCACUACUCCUACAACUCCACCUACUGCGUUAUCAGCAACUGGUAUCAUCCCGAGUAUACCACCAGUAGUACAAUAUCCAGGUAGUAUGACAGAGUCAAAUAGCAGCACAACUGCUAAUAAUAUGAUUAGUAGUACUGGGAAUAAUAAUAAUAAUAAUACUAAUCAAGCCGGUGGUGGUCCUCAGCGUAUUGGUCUAUAUUAUCUUGGUCCUACACUUGGUCGGGGUAAUUUUGCUGUUGUCAAAUUAGGAAAACAUUCUCAGUUAGCUGUAAAGGUUGCCAUUAAAAUUAUGAAUAAAGAUUUAAUAGGUUCUAAAAACCUGGGGAAAGUUUCACGUGAAUUAGAAGCUAUGAAACGUUGUCAACAUCCUCAUAUUAUUCGAUUAUAUCAUGUUAUGGAAACGGAAUCAAAUAUAUUCAUGGUUACAGAAUAUGCUAGUAAAGGUGAAGUAUUCGAUCAUAUCAGCUUGUCGCAUGCAUUCACUGAGAAAGAAGCUAGAGAAUUAUUCUGGCAAAUUGUUUGUGCUAUUGAAUUCUGUCACAAUUCUGGUAUUGUACAUCGAGAUUUAAAAGCGGAAAACUUAUUGUUAGAUUCUGAUUUUAAAAUUAAAGUUGCUGAUUUUGGAUUUUGUAAUUUUUUUCAAAAUGAUCAAUUACUGUCAACUCAUUGUGGUAGUCCUCAGUAUGCUGCACCAGAAUUAUUUAAAGGUGAACCAUACGACGGAACUUUGGCUGAUGUCUGGAGUUUAGGUGUUAUCCUAUACAUUCUUGUGUGUGGUUCAUUCCCAUUCCCCGGUGAAUCACUUGGCGAUAUUCGUACUCAAGUACUUCGUGGUCUUGUACGCUUUCCGUUUUAUCUGUCGACUGCUUGUGAACAAGUAAUCCGUUGUAUGCUACAAGUGGAUCCUAUUCGUAGAUUUAAAUUGAAACAGGUUAUGACAACAGCAUGGAUGCUGGAAUCCCGAAUUAAAAUUGCUAAAGAAGAAUAUUUGGAAAGGAUAGAACGCAAGUUAGAUAUUGGUAUUAUCAAGGCCUUAUCAAGUGAAGCGGGUUUAGAUGAAGAACAGAUUCGUCAGUCCACUAUUCAACGAAAAUAUGAUCGGCAUCAUGCUGCUUAUGAAUUAUUAAAGGAUAAAAUCAAGUUCUUCUAUCAUAAUCCUAUCCUACGACGUUUUGUGAAUGAUGAAUUACAAAAAGAAAUGAACAAAUCGUGUACAACACUAAGACAAAAUCAAAAUCCGUCAUGGCAAUCGACGUCUAGUGUUAUUCCUGGAUGUCGAUCACGCGGUGAACAGAUGACGUCGAGCAGCACACCGUCGACACAGUUAGCCACAGUACCUGAUGUCCUGGAUGAAACAAUGUCAGAAGGACAAGCGCAGUCGACUGAUAUACAUAUGUCUAGUGAUUCAAGUGAUAUAUCAGAUGUUCAAAUGAAGGAUAAUUAUUCCUCUGUGCCUGAUUCCAGCAUUGAAAGCAAUAAUGUUGCUACCACUACUACUACUAUUAUCCCUACAAAUACUGAUCCCACAACUACUGCUGCCUUACUGGCAUCAAGUUCUAACAUUAUUCCUGGAAAUACAUAUGUUAAGGAUGAUAAACAAAAUGAUGGGCAGGUCAGUGGGAGAAAACAGAAAGAAGGCAGUCUAAAGGAGUGGAAAAGUGCUUCGCAGCCCAAGAAUACAGAGUUGAGCGCUGCAAUACACAUCCUAAAAGCUGAUGAAGAUGAAAUCCUCUCACAUUUCGGCAUAGAUCCAAGUCCAAUGACUAAAUCAUCCUUUUCAAACUCAACUCGACGACAUACCCUCCAAUUUGCUACAUCUCUAUUUCACAAGCCAUCUCAUCAUCGUGAUAAUGCAGAUAGUAUCAUGACAGCAAACAAUGGGGAUGAUGAUGACGACGGUGAUGAUAAUGGUGUUGCUGAUGAUGACAAAGCUGGUGGUAGCCUUCAACCUGUACAACCGAAUACAACUUCAGCGACCACUUCAGAUACCACCUCCCCCCAGGGAGUUUUAGAUGGAGCAGCGAAUAAACUACAUGAGCAAAGUGAUGUUGACAAUAAGAAUAAGAAUCCAAAUCAGGGGAACGCAUCUACUACUGAAGGGAAUAGUACAAAACGGUCUACAGUACGUCGGUUUCCACGACAAAUCACUCAACCACAUCCAAAUCGAUUACAGUAUAAUCAAAAUAAUGCUGAAAAUUCUGAUCAAAUGUUACGCAAUCGGUUAGAUUGGAUGCCAAACACUUGGGAGACGACAACUCAGUCCGAGUUUAAAAAACCCUGA